This is a messenger RNA of Symbiodinium sp. CCMP2456, 4038 nucleotides long. Lineage: Eukaryota; Dinophyceae; Suessiales; Symbiodiniaceae. The record is from the annotation of a GenBank genome assembly.
AUGAAUUUGCUCGAGAAGGUCGGCGAUUUCAUUGCAAAAAGAGGUGAAGACCUACAUCAGCAGAUUUCUGGCAAGCGCAUCUUCUCCGCGCACAUCACCAAUGCCACGAAGAAGGUCUUGGAAGUGCAGGGUAAGCCGAUGGUGAGCUAUGGAAGGUGCAGCCACUUCUCCAAGCUUCCUCCAGGCGAGGCAGGCACCAUCAAGUUCGAACACGACGGCGAGCAUGGUGGUGCCUUCGAGUUCACUUUAGGAAGGGAUCGCUUCUUCCUCGGGCAGUACAUGCGUGCUAGCUACUCCUCUCUUUUCGGCCAAGACCAAUUUGUUCUGGAGUUUGGUGACAAGACCCUGAAGCAGUUCUAUCUGGGGAUGCCCCAGCACUUCAUGGGAUUGCCGAACCGCGGCAUCUCGCGGACGGAGGGUUUGGAAAACACCGCCAUCGUAAGGAAGGCCACGUGCUCCACCAACUCCCAGGUGGAAGUGCUCCUGGCGCCAGCACUCAGCCUCCACAUCUUCGAGGAGCUGGACGAGCUGGAUGGUUUGCAGCAGCUUGCAGUGGCGGAGACAUGCGAAUUUGCGAAGCCGGAGCUCUUGAGCGGUGCCUUGUUCAUUGAGGAGUUUCAUUGCCUGCGAGACGGGCUCGCGCACAGCUCGCUGCAUGAACAAGCUUUGGCACUGGAUCUUCUCAUCGGGGCUAUGAUCGCCAAUGGAUUGUGUGGCUCCGCCAGCCAAAGGGCCUCGCAUCUUUGGCAAGAAAGCCGAUCCCGAUUUCCCCCACAGAGCGGCAAGAUGUCACCUUAUCGCUUUUAUGCCAGCCUCUCCAACGAAGUACUGGAGUCCCAUGCUGAUGUGUGCCACAACCUUUUGCGCAGCAGUGCCUUGAGAUGCGCUGAGCCAGUUGUCGCUUUUUGCAAGUCGCAACGACGGUGGCCUCCGCCAGCAAACGUUGGGCUAAAGACUGCGGAGGGUGCCUCUCAUGCAAAGAUCGGUUUCGACACGAACGAUGCCAUCUUAUGUAACCAUUUGCAAAGUACCGCUGACACGAAACUGCGGGGAAGCGUCUGCAGCGGACAGACCUCUGAAUCGGCUGACAAGUUCCUUCAAGAGCUUGUCCGCUCGUGUGUUGACGCCUCAUGCCGGGCAUCUAUGACAAGGAGUCGUCUCUUCGGACGGCUCCUCGAGACUUGCAGUCCGGAAGCAGCCGGCCCUCUCAGAGAGUAUUUGAGCGUGCAUCCGCUCUCCAGAAGAUGUUGCUCCCUGAAACAGUCCGGGAAAUCAGCGGCAACUCAUUUCGAGGUGUUUUGCGCAGAGCUUUUCGACAACCUUGAUCCGCACACUCGUGCGCAGACCGUGGUAGCAUCGCUCGGCAGCAGCUCUGGAGACUACAGGAGCCUGUCUACGAACUCGAAAUCUGGUGAGUUUUUCUUCCUUUCCCAAGACAAGAAGUACUUGGUCAAGACUAUUUCAGAAGAUGAAGGCCUUCUCCUUUUCCGGAUGCUGCCAGGAUACCAGGAUCACAUCCAUUCCACCCCAACCUCACUGAUCGUUCGCUUUGCCGGCCUAUACUGUGUGACAGUCGCAGGUGGCGGGCUACGUUAUUUCAUCAUUAUGAAGUCUGUCUUUGAUCCAGCCGUAGAGAUUCACUCCCACUACGACCUAAAAGGCUCUCUGCACCACCGGAGGAAGAAGAAAGACGAAUCCACAGGCAAAGACGAGGACUGGAUUCAAGACAAGAUGCAGCUCAGCCCAUCAGAACACAAAAGGCGGGAGAUGUUAGAGGCUCAUGAAGCUGAUGUCCAGUUCCUUCAGGAACAUGGCGUCAUGGAUUAUUCCGUCUUGGUCGGGAUCCACAAUGUUGAACAGGGGCAGGGUGGUCGUUUAGCGAGUUCGCCAACGAGCGCAGGGACGCCUUCUGUUUGUGGGACCAAAAUCUAUUUCCUUGGGCUCAUCGAUUUUCUGAUCAACUUUGGGCUGCGCAAGCAAGCCGAACAUCUACUGCGGGCCGCCCAGGGGCAUGGGCAGUCAACGUCCUGUGUCCAUCCCUCAGAUUAUGCUGCGCGGCAGGCGAGAUUUCUGCGGAGUAGUGUUUUCGCAAAGCCGGACGUGGACAAGGGAACAGCCGGCUGCUUGAGGGUCCUGGUCGUAGCGGCCCGGAAGCUUCGAAAUGCCGAUCUCAUGAGCAAGUCGGACCCAUAUGUCUCGGUCCAUCUGGGUCUACAGAAAGCUGACACACCAACCAUACAAGAUGAUCUGAACCCAACCUGGAAUUGCUCCUUGACGUUGCCAGUGAACACCAGCCAUCUGUCGCAUGAGAUUCUUUUCAAGGUCUGGGAUGAGGAUCACAUACGUGCGGCGCAGGGCAGCGACGACAGUUUGGGUUUGCUCCGGUGCCCCUUCCAUCGCUUGUUGAGGGAAGGCGGCGAAGUUGAUGUGAAGCAGAAGCUGGAGGAGACCACAAGUGGCGAGCUGCACGUGCAGAUCCGCUUCGAGCCACACCGAUCGAGCAGCGGCUACCCAUGGAGCAGCCCAUCGGGCACCGUUGUGUGGGAGUUCGCAGUGAGCCAUGGUUUCCAGAGCUUUGAUGAGCCGUGUCAGCGAACCGUGGAGACCAUGUACCAAGGAUUUCUACGAGGAGGGGCCAGGAAUGUCUCUGUCACAUCCGGCGGAGUUGAAGUCUUCCUCGAUUUCGCAGAGAUGAAACAAGACCCUUUGCAAAAGCAAAGGUGGCUCAGCCUCAUCAGAAGUUCACUAGCGGAUUUCUGCGAUGAGUUUAGUCCAGUCAAUGAGCCAUUGGACACAAGAACCUGUGCACCCACAGUGGCCAGCCGCGACAUUUGCAGUAAUGUGAUGUUGGAGCGAUGGUUGCUUCAAAGUUGUCUCGGCAUCCUCACCGUGGCCAGACUGGAUGUUUGCUCAGUCCCAGCCGAUGCGAGCGCCAGAGGCAUCCGCCAGUGCCUCAAAAAGACAGAGACUGUGCGCAACUACCAGUUACCAGUCCUCACGAGUAAAGAGGUGGACCAACUGGACCUUCUGUCUUGGCAAUCCCCGCGAUUGCUACCGGCAACCCCUGCCCGCAAGAAGCUGGCAAGUAAGCUCUUGCCUGCAACGAAGGCGAUGUUGCAGACAACCGAGACUGAGUUGCGGAAGCACCUGGCGGGGGUGGAGCGAACAGACGGAAGGAAAUUCUCUGGGACGGCUGUGCAGGGCUGGAACAGCUCUCACCCGGGGACCGAGAGCUUCAGAGCCGGCUACACACAGAUCCUCUCGGGUCUCGAGCUGUUUCUACCUGCCGCAGCUGAAGUAGCAGCCAUCAUUGCCAACCAAACUGGGCUAUCUUCUGUGUCCGUCAGCUCAUACGCCCAUCCCACUCAGGGAGAGCCAAUAUGCGUGCAUGCAGAUGCUCAUGACACUUUCGUCUUGCAGAUCCAGGGAUGCCGCGUUUGGAAACACUGGCACGGGCCAUCCCUCAAGGAGAGCCAUUUGGUGAAUCAUCCAGGAGAGCUGGGGCUUGGAAACUCCAGCUCCCGCUGCCUCAAGGACAGCUUGGGCUUUGCUUCCAGAAGCCUGGAGCUCCACACGGGAUCCUUGCUGCGCUUGCCCCGGGGCAUCGCCCACCAAACCAGCAGUUGUGGUCAGGGCCCUUCCAGCCACUGGGCUAUCAUGGCUGCUCGCAUCAGCGCAGCUAGCGUGUUAAUGGAUGUGGCGGCUUCUAGCCAAAAGCUUGACGUCCACGGCCAGCUACUAUCAGUGCUAGGAAAGGACACUGACCUCAGUAAGAGGCUAUGGCAGGGUCUGCAGCUCACAAGCUAUGACGGAAUAGACUUGAUGAAGCACGUGGAGAUCCUGGCAGAUGGGCUUCUCGCCCUUCUGGACGAAGCCAUACCAGGCCCUUGGCCCGCGCUGGACCGACGGUCUGUGUCUACCCGCUUGAAGGAAGUCUUGCAGCACGGUCCUCCAGGCAGUGCGCUGGCUCCGCCGGGUGAUUGCCGGACGGGUCCUCUCGGCCGCUUUCUUGUCAAGACUAGACGGAUUGAGCUCUGA